AGAUUUGGCCUAAAAGUGAUGAAAGAACAAGUCAUGCUUGAUACCUGGAAUGGGUUAAUCUUUGAACAAAAUGGAGAGAAAUUGCUGGAUGACUGGAUCUGGACAGCCAGAGUUUUAGUGGAUACCAGCUCUCACCAUAAUCAGAAUAGA
This is a messenger RNA of Guyanagaster necrorhizus, 150 nucleotides long. RefSeq lists its product as uncharacterized. The transcript has a single exon. The annotation marks the transcript as partial. The record is from RefSeq and is a predicted model, not a curated record. Lineage: Eukaryota; Fungi; Basidiomycota; Agaricomycetes; Agaricales; Physalacriaceae.